Sciurus carolinensis (gray squirrel) is the source of this 2281-nucleotide messenger RNA. It is a transcript of the gene Ccdc122, whose product is annotated as coiled-coil domain containing 122. The record is from RefSeq and is a predicted model, not a curated record. NCBI's taxonomy places the organism in Eukaryota, Metazoa, Chordata, Mammalia, Rodentia, Sciuridae. The transcript has 6 exons. Bases 74 to 1483 code for a protein of 469 amino acids.
GUGACCCCUCUGCCCAGACCCUGUUCUCCCGCCGCCCCUCGUCCUCUCCGCUCCCGCCGAGGUUCAUUUCGCCAUGUGUGAGAGGGUGGCCGCCCGCCUUCGCUGGGCGCUGUGGAUGCCCACCUCGCGCGUCUGUCACCUCGCGCGUCUGUCACCUCGCGGUUCCCGUCCGCCGUCUGGCGCUCGGCUCAGAGGCGCGGACUGCAGCUCUGCACCCUCCCGGCUGCUCCACGGACCGCUCCCCGCCCAUUUGGGACUUGGGGACCUGCGGACAGAAGCACACCACGCGCGGAUCCCCCUCCUCGCGCCUCACCCUCGGCUGCUCGGCCUGUCUGCGGGCAGCGCGGCCACGAUCCGCAGCCUCCCGCCCGCAAGAAACCGGGAAGCCGCGAGCCCCACCCACCUUUGCCACUCACCGCGACCGCGCGUCCCAGCGGCCUCCGCGCCGGCUCCGGGUGGAAACCCGACGGCUGGGGCUCGGGGGCCGGGGAUUCCCGGGACCGGUCGGCGUCGCGCUUUCGCCGCCGCUCAGCAGUUCCGGGUCAGGGCGGCUGCCGAGGCCGGAGGCGCAGGAGCCGUAGCCGCGAAGGACCCUCUGGCCGACCCAGGCAUAAAGAAGGUGAGCCAGACAGCAGAAAAGAGAUUACAAAGGAGAAUGUCAGGCAACAAAGAAAGGAAGAAUGAAGGAGUUCCUAAAGAAGCUGUGGGUAAACAAGAUACAUCGUCCUUAACUGAGGUUGUAGAACAAGUUGCAAAACAACAACAAUCUCAAACAUCAGAAAUAGAAAGGAACAAAAAAGUUCUGUGUCACUUGCAGAAUGAACUUCAUGAGCUUGAAAAACAAAUAGCAGAUGUCUCUGCAGAAACUAAAGAAACAGAGAGGCAAAUUUAUCAGGAGGAUGCUGCCAUAAAGGAUUCCAAACUUCAAUGUGAAAGCCUGGAAUCUCAAAUCAAGUCCUUAUAUACAGAAAAUGUGAAGCUUAAGUUUGAUAUAGAAGCAGCCCAACAAGAUUUUGAGGAACAUAUGAUAAAAUACAAGACUUAUUAUGCAAAAAUGAAAGCACAUAAAGAUAGUUUGGGACAGAUAGAAAGCAAAUGGUCAUUUAUGAUUGAACUCUGUGAAAAACGAGAUCUAGUUAAAAAACUAAAGACAAUGAAAGAGGAACUGAUGCAAGAUCUCCAAAAUCCAGGAGGGAACCAAAUAACACAAGUACAGGAAGAUAUUUCAAAGCUAAAGAAUAAAAUUAUAACUGUAAAAGAGUCUAUCAUUGAAAAAACUUGUUUUCUUGAGGAAGAAAAGAAGAGACAUGAAAAAUUAAGAAAAGAUAUAGAGGUACAACAUAAGAGAUAUGAUGCAAUUCUUAAGCGUUUGCAUUGUCAGGUGAACAAGCUUCAGUCAAAUAGAAGACAAUGGCAAUGGAACAUUCAACAACUGGAAAACACUGCAGCUGAACUGAGAAAAUGUGUUGGAAUGAAAGAGUAACAUUGCCAUCUGGCAACGUGGAACACAGACCAUGACAACAAAAAUUUUGGGACAGAAUUUUAAGAAAACCCUUUGGUUGCUUAACAACCAGCGUCCACUGGCAGAGGCCUGUCUUAAUGACAGAUGUAUUUUCCCUUUUUUGAAUCAGUUAUAUGUUGUUAAAUUAUCUUCCAACCAUACAAUGGAUAGCACUAGAUAGAUAAAAGUAAUGCUUACAGGAAAAUAGUGGAAGAAACUGUGUGAAUAUUUCAAGCAUGCAUAAUAUAUUAUGCUUACAUUUUAACAAUGUUGUAUUCACUACCCUACAAAGUAAACAUUUAGAAGAAGAGAAACAAUCGAAUUUUCAAUAAUUUAAAUUGUUGAGAUAGUAAAAAUGGUUGUUUUCAAACUUUUUAUUAGAUCAUGCUUUUUACUGCUGCCUUCAUAGUAGCUCAUAAAUAUUAAUAUUCACAAUAAUGUUGUUAUAUGUUUAAUGCUUCAGAUAUUUCACUCAGAUUUCUCUUUUAUCCAGAAGGUAGCAAUCAUUUUUCUUUCUUAUUAAAUAACAUAUUUUAGGGUUUUGCAAUGCAUAAUAUUUUUUGUUCAUUUUUCUGUCUAUAAAUUCUUUAUUACUACUGUGACUAAAGUUACAACAUCAUGUAAGGCAAACAUACAAGCGAGCUCUUGAAAGAAAUGUUAAUAAGUAUAGACAAACAUUUUUUUUUCUCCUAGAAAAGUAAAUAUUAUGUCCAUGGCAAUUGAUCAGAUGUUAACUUGUUCUUUUGAAAUAAAGAUGCUCCCUUUCAUGACUCCAUUGAG